Cucumis sativus (cucumber) is the source of this 2075-nucleotide messenger RNA. Its product is annotated as protein NRT1/ PTR FAMILY 6.2. Bases 158 to 1900 code for a protein of 580 amino acids. Gene Ontology annotation, biological process: transmembrane transport; oligopeptide transport. Gene Ontology annotation, cellular component: membrane. The transcript is spliced from 6 exons. The record is from RefSeq and is a predicted model, not a curated record. Gene Ontology annotation, molecular function: transmembrane transporter activity. Lineage: Eukaryota; Viridiplantae; Streptophyta; Magnoliopsida; Cucurbitales; Cucurbitaceae.
AUAAAAACCACCCAACUUCUCCUCUUUUAUCAACAACACUCUCAUUUCAAACUUCCAAUAUUAACCAUUUUAAAACAAACUCCCAUCUCCUCUGUUACACACCCUUGCUUCUAUCUCACUGAGCACACAUCUUCUCCAUAUUUUUCAACCUUCAAAAAUGGACGGGAAGAAGCUAAGUUGGACAGUAGCUGAUGCUGUGGAUUACAAAGGUUUUCCAGCAGAUAAAUCUAAGACUGGUGGUUGGAUUCCUGCUGCUCUUAUUUUAGGUAUUGAAAUAUGUGAAAGGCUAUCAACAAUGGGCAUAGCAGUGAAUCUUGUGACUUACUUGGGUGGGGUAAUGCAUUUGCCCAGUGCAGCUUCAGCCAACAUUGUUACAGAUUUCAUGGGAACUUGCUUUCUCCUCUGUUUGCUUGGUGGUUUUCUUGCUGAUUCUUUCCUUGGUCGAUAUUACACUAUUCUCAUCUCUGCCCUCAUUCAAACACUGGGGACUGCUGCACUUGCAGUUUCAACAAAACUACCACAGCUUCGUCCUCCACCAUGCGAUGGCACCAAAACCUGCAAGGAAGCAAAUGGAUUUCAAAUGGGAAUUUUGUAUCUAGCUCUGUAUCUCAUUGCUUUAGGGACUGGUGGCUUAAAAUCAAGCAUUUCGGGUUUUGGAACUGAUCAGUUUGAUGAUACAGAUGAGAAAGAAAAGGCUAAGAUGGCCUAUUUCUUUAACAGAUUCUUCUUCUUUAUCAGCACUGGAACUUUGAUGGCUGUCACGGUGUUGGUUUAUAUUCAAGAUGAAGUGGGUCGAAGUUGGGCGUACGGGAUUUGUUCCGUCUCGAUGCUUGGCGCGAUUUUGUUAUUCCUUUCGGGGACUAAGAGGUACAGAUACAAGAAGAGCAUGGGGAGCCCUGUAGUUCAUAUUUUACAAGUCAUUGCUGCUGCAAUCAAGAAGAGAAAAUUGGAGCUUCCUCAGAAUGUUGGUUUGCUUUAUGAGGAUUCUCCUGAUCAAGCUUCACGAAUUGAGCACACAAAACAAUUCCAAUUCUUGGACAAGGCUGCAAUUGUUGCAGAAGGCGAUUUCGAGAAACACGGUGCUGUUUCAGCUCUAAAUCCAUGGAAGCUAAGCUCAGUGACGAGAGUGGAGGAGGUGAAAAUGAUGGCAAGAUUGCUGCCAAUAUGGGCCACAACCAUUAUCUUCUGGACUACAUAUGCCCAAAUGAUCACAUUCUCAGUUCAACAAGCAUCCACAAUGGAAAGAUCAAUUGGAUCUUUCCAGAUUCCAGCAGGCUCUCUCACUGUCUUCUUUGUAGCAGCCAUAUUAAUAACUUUGGGUGUUUAUGAUCGUCUUAUCAUGCCUCUUUGGAAGAAAUGGAAAGGAAAACAAGGUUUCACAAACAUACAAAGAAUGGCCAUAGGCCUUGUCCUAUCAAUACUUGGAAUGGCAGCAGCGGCACUGGCUGAGAGUAAAAGGCUGGGAGUGGCAAAAGCAGUCGGCGGCGACACAACUACCCUACCGAUAAGUGUGUUCUUAUUGAUCCCACAAUUUUUCUUGGUGGGGGCAGGUGAAGCCUUCAUAUACACAGGGCAACUUGAUUUCUUCAUAACCAAAUCCCCCAAAGGGAUGAAAACUAUGAGUACCGGUCUCUUCCUCUCAACACUAUCCCUCGGGUUUUUCAUCAGUAGUUUCUUGGUUUCAGUUGUGAAAAGGGUGACAGGAAACGAUGGAGAAGGUUGGCUUGCAGACAAUGUAAAUUACGGCAGACUUGACUGCUUCUAUGGACUAUUGACCAUACUAAGCAUCAUAAACUUUGUUGCUUUUCUGGUAUGUGUUAUAUGGUACAUGCCACAAAAACGCAAAGACUUCCAAAAGAAUGGCAUAGUCAAUGGCAACUUGGCUGAAGAGAAAUGCUAAUGGGAAGUAUAGAAGAAAAACAAACCAAAGUGUUGUGUAAUGUUUUGACUUUCCUUUCGAUUUUCCCCUGCAUUCUAAAUUAUCAGCUGAAGUUUGGAUUGAGAGUGUAAGAUGCUUUAUGUAUAAAGUAUUACCAGUUUCACUCAUCACUACCACAAAUCUCAUUCUUUAGCAA